This is a messenger RNA of Penaeus vannamei (Pacific white shrimp), 841 nucleotides long. The record is from RefSeq and is a predicted model, not a curated record. Lineage: Eukaryota; Metazoa; Arthropoda; Malacostraca; Decapoda; Penaeidae.
UAUAAAAGUCGUGUCUUCUCCCACGCAUUCAUUCCUUCGGAAGCGCAUCAGCAACAUGAAGAUUGUUAUUGCAACUGUUGUUCUCGGGGUUGUGAUGGGAGUGACCUGCGCCUUCUCUACCCCAGAGAAGCCUCAGUCUGUGGUCCAAACUGAUACGAAGGAAGAUAAAAUCAGCAGGCAAGAUGGCAAAUUUCCUGCUCUUGGCAAAAGGAGCAAUGAAAAGAAGACCGGAGAAAGCCUUGCUCAUGACGAUGACGAAAUCAACGACCAUGGCAGACUCCAUAAUUCCUUCAGUCAGGAAGUAGAAGCCCAACUCAGUUUAGAAUCCUUUGAGAGCGAUGAAGCUGAUAAGGACUCAGGUAAUCUUAAUCUCAAAAGCAACCAUCACAAUAAGAAUAAACGAAGGCAUUUCUGAGGGAAAAGAUGCCUGUCAACCAUGAUUACGAUGGCGACAGCAUGGCAACCACGAGGAUGACAACGGCAAUGCUAAGGAUGAACGACCAUAUGCGUAUACACUGAUGUUUAUAUUUAUAUACCGAUAUAUACAUGUGUAUACAUACGUACUUAUGGAAAAUGAAAAUUAAAUAUAGUCUCGAAACAAUAGAAAGAAAAUCAUACAAUCCGUCAAAUAAUAAUCCUAAUAAUGAAUAAUUGAUAUACUAGGAAAUGAUAAAUAAUUAUUACAUUAAUUGAUAACCAUAAGCAAUGUUAGUUCUGAUUUUAUGUAAACAUAGAGAGCGAGCCAUUGCCUGUGUUAUUGUCAUUAUUGUACACGGCCAAUAUGCAGCCAAUUAAUAAUGGUAUUUCACAGGGAAGAUGAAUAAAGAAAUUAAUGCAUGCA